Molecule: messenger RNA, 14864 nt
Organism: Microplitis mediator
Lineage: Eukaryota; Metazoa; Arthropoda; Insecta; Hymenoptera; Braconidae
Gene: Rim
Product: regulating synaptic membrane exocytosis protein 2
Exons: 25
Coding region: 1937-9130 (2397 amino acids)
Biological process (GO): intracellular protein transport; regulation of synaptic plasticity; regulation of membrane potential
Cellular component (GO): cytoskeleton of presynaptic active zone; presynaptic membrane
Molecular function (GO): small GTPase binding; transmembrane transporter binding
Source: RefSeq, a predicted model, not a curated record
CGCGCAUCCCUCGUCAACCCUCGAGAAACCUAUUCACUCACUCACUAACUAACGGUAUAUAAUAAUAUAUACACUGUACUAGUAUACAUACCAAUAAACCGUAGAACAAACGAGUAUGAUGACACACUUGAGUAUACAAUUGAUAACGCCGUGAUAAAAUUAAACCCAUUGCAUUAUAUUAUAAACUUAUAAAAUAUUAUUAAAUAAUAUCUACAAUAAUAUUAAUAAUAAUAAUAAUAACAAUUGCCUUGAAAAGUUUGACACAAAACUAAUAAUAAAAUCAAUUCAUUAAAGACAUUGUAAUAAAUAUAUAUAAAACUAACAAAUUCAACGUGUAAAUACCAAAGAAAAUCAAUGUGAGACAUUAAAUGUUAAUAUAGUGACCAAGUUUAUUUAAAGAAAAAAAAAAAAGUUAUUCUAAAUCGGGAUGGCGCUGAAAUAAUUAUUCCUUAGGGAAAAAUAAAAAAUAAAACAGAGCUUGGUUAAGAGAUGUUUAAUAAACGUCAGUAAAUACUGUCAUAUAUGUCGACAUAUAUAUGUAUAUUGUCAACUCAUCUCAUAUCUUUUUUCACGACAUGAGUGUGUUGUCAUUAAAGUGAAAAUACUCAACGUAACACGACACGAUGAGUUGAAUUAACAAAAGCUGAGUUAAGUAGUAAAGGUCAUUUUUAAGAAGACCGUCACCGGGUCACAGUAAUUAUUAUUUUUAACAAUUAAAUUUUUAAUUUAAUUAUUUAUUGUGGUGUGUUGUGUGUUAGUGGAUUUAAUAUGCUAGGGUAAAAUUUUAAAAAUAUUAAAAAAGGUGAAUUAAAUUUAAAAAGUGAUUUUGCUCAAAAUGGAAGUUGGUAAAAUUUUAUAUGAAUUUCAUCUGGACAUUUAUUUUUAUUGUAAAAAAAGUUUAUAAUUUUAAAAUAUAUGUAUGCAUAUAUGUAUAUAUAGUUAUAUAUAUUAAUAUAUAUCGAAUAAUAGUAAUGGCGAAACACCUGUUUCAGUACGCCAGUGACCUCUUUUUACAAGAAGUAAAGUUAGGACAUAAAUUUUAUCAUAAUUAUUUUAUUAUUUUGAAUUUUAUAAAAAUUUAACAUGAUUAUAAAUUUUAUCGCAGGAUAGUGUAAAAAAAUAAAAAGGUAUUAGUAAAAAAAAAAAUAGUGAUAAUAAAUAAGAUAAAAGGUAAUGAUGAAAAAAAAAUCAAUUUUAUUUUAUAAGCGUCAGUGAUCAUGAUUCGUCGUAGGGAUGACGCGAGUGAUAAAAUAAAAUUAAAAAACAAUUGGUACUGUUACUGUAGUAAUUAUUAUUAUUAUUACAAAAAUAAUAAUUUCAUUAUAUUGGACAAUGAUCACAUCGAUAACGAUAAUCUUGCAAUAUUAUUUUUACGCUCCUGCUGUGUUGACCAAAAUCAUAAGAUUUAUAUUAAUUAUCAAUUAUUGUUUAAUAAUAAAUGGGAUCGGUGGAAUAUUUCGUUGAUAAAAUUUAAAAAAAAUAAUAAUGAAUAUGAGAAAUUAAAAAUUGUAAAUAAUUGUGAUAAUGAAUUUAAUUAUUUGAUGGUGACUUUUUUAAAAUUAUUAUUUCAGUUUAAUUAUUUAUUGUGUAAUUUUUUUUUAGUCACUUAGUGGUGACGAAUGACUUCAUUACAAGAACAUCCUGUAGUAUUAGACAUUGUUUCAAUUGAUAAUUAUUAUUUUGAUAUAAAAAAUAAUAAUGAUGACGCUAAUGAUGAUGAUGAUGAUGAUGAUGAAGAUAAUAAUGAUUACUAUGGAGAUCGAGUAGCUGGUUCAUUGGCGCGUAUUGCGGGAUUUUUAUUUAAAUUGACAACGAUUAAUAUCAUUGUGACUCGGGAAAACCGGUGGUGUUGUUGUAAUUGUAAUUGUAAUUAUUGUUAUAGUAAUUUUACUAGUGAGUUACAUUGCUUGCACAAUAGUAUUGUAAGUGUGGCGUGAUGGCGGACUUACCUGAUAUGUCACACCUCACACCAGAGGAGAGGCGCAUCAUUGAGGAGGUUAUGAUGCGACAGAAACAAGAAGAAGAUCGGGAGAAUGAAAUAAUGAGGCGAAAGCAAGACGAAGUUCAAAUUCUAGAAGAAACGAUACGUGCUCGUUCUGAAAAACACAAGAAAGCGGGAAUUGAGCUGGACGCGACAUGUGACAUAUGCAUGAAGACAAAGUUUGCGGAUGGCGUUGGUCACAUCUGCAACUACUGCAACAUCCGGUGUUGUGCGCGUUGUGGUGGUAAAGUCACACUACGAUCUAACAAGGUAAUUUGGGUGUGCAUAGUGUGUCGCAAGAAACAAGAAUUGUUAUCAAAAACCGGACAGUGGAUGGUAAAAACGGGAUUAGGUGCCGCGGAUCAAGCGAUGAUCAGACGAAUGCAAGAAGACAUGCACGGAGGACCAUUGACUCACACAGAAUUAACUCAAGACAAGCGACCAAAAUUAGAGCGUGCCCAUAGUGCUGCUGAAAAAGAAAAUCUUCCAUUAUUACAACGUAGCGGAAGUGCACUGAGACGGCAGUAUUCCCAACAAGAGCAGAUUCCAAAUCGUCGACUGUCAACAAGUGACAGUGGUGUAGAAAUGUCAGUAUCACCUCAUUCCCGUAGUCUACCAACACCUCACGUGGUCGUAGGUUCAUAUCCACAACAAACACCACGACACCCAGCGGCCUUUCCCGAAGAUGAUCCAAAUAUCUAUCGUGGUGAGUUGGAUGGUCUUAUGAAGCAGCAUGCCCAGACGUAUCAACGAUCUCGUCAAAUUUAUCAGGAACAAAAUUCUAAUGUACCAAUUACUUAUGGUCAUACGGGUGUGGAUAAUUCGCGUGUCCAUCAAUCACAGCAGCAUCAAAUUCAUCAGGUACCUGGAAAACAUCUGUCGCAAACAUUACCACCACCUGGUUCAAAUGCUGGCUCAUUACACCAGCAACGAAGUUUCAGUAGCAGCGAAGAAGAACGUAGCACACCUGAAUGUGCAAGUGAUGAGCCUGAUGAGUCGGAAAAGGGGAAGGGGUACUAUCAUCAUGUGGGAGGUUCAGCUUCGAUAUCUGGUGGCUCCCGUAGACACGGCCCUCAUAAUGGACAUCAUAUCACCGGAACCGGCAUAAUUACCACUGAAUAUAAUGGUCAUCAUCCACCGCGAGAACCCCGAAAAGAAGAAAACACUCUUGUAAGACGGAGUUUCCGGAGAAGCGAUGAAUGGCGCGCCGACAGCCGGAGGUUCACUGAGAGAAGGGGGAAAAAGACAGUACGGUUUGAUGGUGGGACCAAUGUGGCUGGUGAAGAGGAUUGGUCUUGGGAGGCUGAUCGACAAGGUAGCCAAGACAGUGCAACCAAAGACUCUGGUAUAGACACCUCGAGUACUUUCACGAGCAGUGAAGACAGCAAUCGUGGUGACUUACCCAAGCAAUCGCAAGCGAGCAGUGAUGGGCAAAAAAUAAUAGUCCAUAUGAUACUACGUAAAUCAGCUGGACCAGGAAGUAUAUUGGGCCUUAAAGUUGCUGGCGGACAAUUAUUGGACGACGGUAGAAUAGGUGCUUUAAUUGAAAAAGUUAAAGAAGGUACACCUGCAGCUGUUGAUGGUCAAUUAAGACCAGGGGAUGAAGUUAUCGAGUGGAAUGGACAUUGCCUCCAAGGUAAAAAUUCCCAAGAAGUAGCCAACAUAAUCGCUGAGUCGCGAGAUGAGAAUCAAGUGGAACUAAUUGUUGCUAAAAAUCAUCCCGACUCAACAAAUAAUUCAAUAACCUGUAGUAAUUUACCUUCUGGAACUACAACGACGUCGAUGAUACCACAAAGACGUAUAACUGCGCAAGCCCAGUGGCGACAGACACACGAAACCAUGCCUAUUUUACAGCAGCCUCAUCACAGAGGUCUUAAGAAAUGUAUAUUAUGGGAAUUAUAUGAUGUAAGAAGAGAAAAACCAUCAGUACUAGUAACAUCACCUGGUUCACCAGACUUACAUGGGCAAGGACGUAAUAGACAUCCACGUUAUCCAACGACAAACGCAAAUGUCGGUGGAAAGUUACAAGUUAAAUUAGAUUUCAAUCCAGCAUGUAAUAGACUGAGUGUUACUGUUUUUCGUGCCACUGAAUUAACACCAAGAAGCAAUGGCCAACUACGUAAUCCCUAUGCCAAAGUUUAUCUUCUUCCUGACAGAAACGAAAUGUCAAAAAGACGAACGAAAACUCUGGCAAACACAAACGAUCCCAGAUGGAAUGAAACAUUUGAUUAUAAUAUAAGAAAGUCUGAACUAAAACGCAGAUGGUUAGAAGUGUCAGUGUGGGAUUUUACAAUUCAUGAGGCUAACGACUUUCUCGGCGAGGCUGUGUUAGAGCUAUCGAAUUUAAGCGAAAAGUCACAAUGGCAGUGGCAAAAUUUGGUUGCUCACGAAGAACGUCGACCUAUUGGACAAUAUCACGAACCAUACGAUGACAUAGCCAUAACUCCAGUUGAUUAUCAUCUCAGUCCACCCUCGACGACAUCUCGUCUGAGUGAUUCAGAUACGUCGGAGUAUGACAUCACUGAUUGCGACAUACCGCGAGAUCAGAGACGAACCGCAGAUGGUGCCAGCAUCAGCAGCCUCGGCAGUUCAUCUAGGUUUCAUAAUAUGCCGUCAAAUUAUAAGCGCCACUAUUCUAGCCCGCCACCGGAGAGAGAGUAUGGAAGUCUGGACAAUGAACACCGCAGUCGGCGGGACAUGUCGUCAACGGGCAGCAAGAGAGCCGCAUUGAUGAUUUCACGUGAUCAACCAGUGUCUAUAUCUGGUUACCCACAGUGGAGAAAAGACGAACCAACAGCUCGCAGUAUGAUGGGUCAUAGAUCUCACAGUGCAGCUCCGAUGGACUCACCUUAUUUACGUUAUCGCGGUAGAUCACAAAGUCCAACUGGUCAUCGUUCAUUAUCACCACCCGACCAUAGAUCAAUACCUUAUUCUCAUGGUUAUAUGCCCGCAAGAUUUGGAUCAAGAUCCGCGACUGCAACGCCCACGGGAUCACCCAAAAAACGACAAUUGCCACAAACGCCAUUAUUAAAAGAACGAAUGAUGACACAAGAUGACGAAAGACAUCGAUUAAUGAGAUAUCCACACAGACUUGUUCAUACAACUUAUCGAAGUACGGGGAUCGGUGGUUGGGAACGACAUUACAGUGGCCGAUCAGACUCAGACCUAUUAUCAUCAAUGGGUCACGACCCCCCACUACUACCACACGCUCACCGCCUGCAUCACCGACCGCGUCGUGGUCACCUGAGUCCCGACAAAGAUGUCCUCGGUGAUUUCGGUGAUUCCGACAUGGAAAGCAUUAUUUCUGUUGCGAGUAGCGCAUUUAGUACUCAGUCAGAGCGACCUCGCGGAUCUCGGGCAUUAAUACCGACAGUUAAAAACAUAUUGGUACCCAGUGUCAUAUCCCAUUUGCCUUCUUUACCACCCCUAUUUAUUAGGCGCACUAGGCGUAAGCACAAAAUAAAAUUACCCAUUAACAACAACAACAGCAACACCAUAAGUAAUAAUAACAACAAUAAUAUAAACAAUAAAAGCAUAAGCAUAAUUAAAGAAUGUAGUCAUUAUAAUCCAAUUAGUAAUAGUAUUAAGACCUGGAAAACCCCAUCAAAUAAGUAUCAUAAUCCCGCCACAAUCAUAAAUGCCACAAUAACCCCAACAAUUAAAAAACCUAAACCCAAAAUAACCAAUACCUCAAGCCCAAAUCAUCUCCUCGUACGGAGCAAAUCCGCAGUUGUACGCUCGAUGCACAGAAAACCGCGUGUGCCUAUCGUGAGAUCGCAGACUGUUGAUGACAACCUCUUCCGUUACACCAACUUGAGUAAUUUGAGCAACAGCAACACGAGCAACAGUAGCAGUAACUUUAUGAAAGACUUUUGUCUUAAUAAAUAUCGGGACUCUUCAAAUAUAACCGAUGAUUCAACGAGGAUUUAUAACUAUUACGUUUAUGAUGACAAUAAUAGAGACCAAUGUAUUGACAUUGACAGAAGAUACAGCAAUAAAUUAUUACGUGAUGCGCCAUCUUGUCGCUGUGGUACCUCGAGUGAUCGUAAGAACAAGUUGUCAUUAAAUAGCAAAGUUAAUUAUUUAAAUUACAAUAUUGUUGAUGACUUUUUUGUCGAUCUACGUGAUAGAAUAAAGAGAAUUCAAGUGCCUAGACGUGCUAAAAGUGUUGAAUAUGAAUCAGUGUCUAGUAAUAUAUUCAGUGAUGACAGUCUCAGAACAGCUAGACGUAAAGUAAAGCGUAAUUUAACAGUAACUGGUGAUAAGUUGCCGUAUUUAAAUGACCAGAGUAAGUCAUACUACGAUUCAACCGGUGAUAGUUCAAAAAAUUCCGAAAGUAUUGUCGAUGAUUCUGAUGAAUUUAAUAAUGAAUGCCGCAGUAAUUAUCGUAAAAAAUAUUACUCUUUGUAUGUUAAUGAUGGCAAUAGUGAUGAAAAUUUAAAUGAUGAUCAUGAAAUAGAUAAUAUCAUUGACGCUGUCGAGGCAAGUAAUGAGUAUGACAGACAUUUAUUUAAAAUAAAUUCUAGUAAACGUUUAGAUAGUAAAUAUAAUAAAAGUAAUGAUGAUGGUGAUAAUCAUCAUCCGUACGGAUUUAUUGAUAACGAUCAUAUUUAUUGUAGUAUUGAUGAUAAUCGAGGUGACUGUCGUUACUCGAGUGCUCAUGACACUUAUGAUAGUAGUAGUUUAGAUAAUAAAGUGCCAAAAAAAUAUUGUGAUGAUAAAUUAGCAAGCAAUGAUCAAAAUAAUUAUAGUUGUGAUAGCAGAUCAUUGUGUUUAACAAAAAGAACUAAAAGUACUGAUUCAUAUUUAGAAGAUAAUUAUGAUACUAAAUAUUAUGAUAACUAUAGUAAUCAUGGUAGAGAUAAUUACGAAGAUUCUCGGGGUAGGUCGCGUAGUUUUGGUGGUAGAACCGAGCCAUUUAUAUCAUUUGAAGCAGCGUAUGACGAUACAGGUCCGAAAUCAGAUCGUAAAAGUAUUAAAAUUUUGGAAAAAGCUGAAUCCUCGCCGACGCUUCAUCCUGAAGAUGAUGAUAUUUGUGAUACCUGGGAAUCUACGCGGCGAAUGUCACGUAGACGUCGUAACAGUAGCUGCCCAGAAGCACGUGAUAUACGUAAUUUAGAGAGUCCAUUAAAUGAAACUGUUAGUAUUAAUUUUUUUAUGGGUUCUGAUGACGACUUUGGAUCUACGGAAACAGUCGUCGGUCCAGAUUAUCGUAAAAAUUCAGUAAAAGAUGUUAAAAGUGAAAGGUUUAGUUCUUCUGUUGUACCACGUGAUUGUGAUGAUGAUAAUUUUAAAGCUCAAAUACGUACGGACCGGUCUGGUUCGUAUCCAGGACCAGCGAGACGUGACUUAAAUGAUGAUUUAGAUUACUCACGUAGUCGGAAAACAAGUUGCCCUGAGUGCCGUGAAUUGUAUAGCAAUAGACGUGACAGUAAUUAUCAUUAUACAUAUCCAGAUACUAGAAAGUCAUCAUCACGUGGGUCUAUUAAUCGGUCGCAAGAAAUUUAUCACGACAAAUAUCCGCAAGAUUCGCGGCAGAAAAAGUUACAGUCGCAAGAACGUAAAGAUUUGUUUGGUAAAAAAAGCAAUGAGAGACGUUUAGCUGCUGACGAACGCGAACAAAGUGGCAGCAAAAGAAAUGUUGCGAUAAGUGAUACGCUAGAAUAUUAUGAAUAUUCGAUGGAAAGUGAAAGCCAGUGCAGCGAAAAUUGCGGAUUUGGCCCGUAUGAUUUAUCACUUAGGCCCCGAAACCGAGCACCCCGCCCCGGUAACGCUAAUUCAAAUAUCUUUGAUUCCCAAACCGCUACCUCCGACACUGCUAAAAAUCACCCACGGGUCAACGAUCAUCACAAUGAUACCAUUCCACGACGUAAACGACGUGAUCCAUCCAUGAUCAAUGAUGCUGCCAAUGAUGACACUGGUUCGUCCUCUAAAACUGCUUACAAAAUUACCACUGACUCUCAUUCUACUAAAACGUCCGUUGAUUCCGUCCGAAUCAAUAACAAUGCUGAUAAUAAUCCUGACGCUGAUAAUUUUCAACGUAAACGGAGUAGUGGUGAUUAUAAUAGUCCUGGUGGUUCGUACGAAAAAAAUACGAGACAUCAGGUCACGGAUAAUGGCCAUAAUGGACACACCAAGAGGGGACAAUUCAGUAGGAGUCUUAGCAACGCCGAUGGACCACCUGAUGAAAAAGUUGCUGACGGAAGUUUGAGUGACACCGCAGUGGGUCUUCACGUGGAAGAAGCGGCCCGCAGAGCGCGAAAAAGUUCACCAGGUAGUAAAAGCGGAAGCGGUAGCAGCAGCGGCGGCGGAAGUGCUUCGCAAUAUCAAGCCGGAUUAGGCAAGAAGAGUAACAGCACCAGUCAGCUCUCGGCGACAGAGUGCAUCAGCGCGGUCGGUGUCAACCCGGAUUCAAGGAGUACUGGUAUACCAGUUACCCGUAAGCGGAACAGCACACCCAGCAGCUUUCAACGUUCCCAGGAGGUUGUACCCAUGUAUCAACGUCUUGGUGCCGCUAAACAGCCGGGUUCGGUUGCCAGUGACACCGCGGGAUCACUCAACUCGAUUUCUAGUUCCGAAGCAAGUUCCUGGUCUCCGUGUUUGAGAUCGACGGGUGAAGGAGGACAACUCAGUGAAUUUAUCGACGGCCUUGGACCAGGUCAAUUAGUUGGUAGACAAGUACUUGGAGGAUCUUCACUUGGUGACAUACAGUUGGCCCUGAAUUAUACUAAGGGCUAUUUAGAAGUCGAAGUUGUUAGGGCAAGAGAUCUUCAACCAAAACCAGGCAGCAAAGUACUUCCAGCUCCUUACGUUAAAGUUUAUCUGGUUAACGGUAAAAAAUGUAUAGCUAAAGCUAAAACGACAACAGCGAGAAAAACACUGGAGCCUUUUUAUCAGCAGCCUUUGGCUUUUCGUGAAAAUUUUCAAGGUUGCAUUUUGCAGGUGACAGUGUGGGGUGAUUAUGGACGAUUAGAAGGUAGAAAAGUAUUCAUGGGUGUCGCACAAAUAAUGCUGGACGAUUUAAAUCUCAACGAAAUGGUAUUCGGAUGGUACAAACUCUUCGGCACCACGUCCCUGGUCAGUGGCCCUCCAUCAGUAGUUUUGUCCCGUCGAUCUUCAGCCACCUCUUUGGAGUCACUUAAACUAUAAUUACCAUACUUUCAUCUAUAUCUAUCUACAUCACACACACACACACUCACAUUCACAUUCUAUAUAAAAAACAAAUUAAAACUAAAGCUAAACACUAUCAUUAAAUAGUUAACUUUUUUAACAAACGAAAAUAAUAAUUAUAGUGACUCAAAUAUAAAUAUAUUAGUAAAAGCUUUUUACAAAUGUUAAGUUAAAGUUUACAGAUAAUUACAAAAAAUAUAUAUAUGUAUACACAUAUAUAUACUUGCCUUAGGCUGCUUAAAUAAUUGUUGAAUGUUACUCCUGUGUAAAAAAAAAUCCGUUGCGAAAAGAUUCAAAAAAAUUUCGACAUGUGGAACUUCUAAACUAGAGACAGACUAGAACUUCGAAUAAAACUUUUAUCUUGAGUAAAACAAAUCGUUUUUAAAACAUAUUUCUGAAAACGUAUUUUUGCUAGUUUUUACCCUCAUUUCGAAAAAGUUCAAAAACCUCUAAUUCGGAACUUUUUAUUACUUCUUAUAACGUUUUGAUAACUACCUUCCACGCUCUGCUUAUGAAAAAGUCGCUAUCAAAAAUAUUAAUCAUGGACAACGGUACCCAUAUUAACCGAUCCCAUGACCAAUCAUAUCCAUAGCUACUGUUGUCAUCACAACAGUCUCCAUAGCAACCAUUGCCAUGAUAAUAAUCCCCAUAACAACCGUUGCCAUAACAACAUUCCCUAUACUAACCGUUGCCAUGACAAAAGUCUCCAUAGCAACCGUUGCCAUGUCAAUGGUACCCAUAGCAACCGAUGCCAUGACCCACCAUAUCCAUAGCAACUGUUCUCAUGACAGUAGUCUCCAUAGCAACCGUUGUCAUGUCCAACCAUCUCCAUAGCAACCAUUGCCAUGACGACUAUAACCGGUGAUAUAACACCAAAUUAUUUAGGAUAGAUAAGUUUUUUGAUUUUCAUAGGGUUAUUGGUUUCUAAUACGAAUUUUUUUCGCAGGGAGGACAAAAUGUAGUAAAAAUACGUUAACUAUCAAAACCAAAAAAGUUCAAAGAAAGUUCCACUCGAAAUUCUAAUCUGUCCCAAGUUUAGAAGUUCCGUACGUCGAACUUUUUUUAAAUAUUUUUGGAACGAAUUUUUUUUACACGGGCUAUUAAAAGUUAAUUUUUAAUAAUUAAAAGAAAUAAAAAAAAGUUUAUGAAAAUAAAAAUAAUAAAUAUUAAAACGUAAACUGGCGGCUCUGAAUACGGUUAAAUGAAAUUAUUUUAUAAUGAAAUGUUGAAUUGAAUGUUAAUUGAUGGUAUCUAAGGAUUUAGGUAAUCGUUUAAAAAAUAACAGUUUCAUUAUUUUAUUAAUAUAAAUAGUAAUAAUAAAUAAAUCAAUAAAUAAAUAAACAGAUUCAACACUAAAGCACAUCACAUAUCAUGUCGAAACUAAUAUAGACUAGACAUCAAGUUUUUAAAUAAAUAACGUAGACGUAGCGGCCAUGUAUCAGGAUGAACGCCAGAUCUAGCUUUAGUGAAAUCAAUGGAACUCGAGUGUACAUCACAUCGAUAUAAAUGCAAACAAGGUGUACUUAUAAAAAUUAACGCCUGUUAAAUAAAAGAAUACAUAAAUAAAUUAGAACUGAUAAACUUAAAAAUAAAUAAAAAUAAAAGUGAGUGAUUUAUUAAAUAAAAUAAAAUGUAAAAGUGAUUAGUGCAGUAAUUUAAAUGCAUUUAAUCCAAGUAAAAUAUGUUAUCACAAAAUAAGUGACAAAAAUUUAAAUAAUUAUUAAAUUAAAAUAUAAUCAUUAAGAAUUAAUUAGGUUUAUUUUUUAAUUGCUGAGGUAAUAAUAAACUUUUACGCAAUGAGACUUUUAUUAAUUAUAAAAGUGUAUUAUUACUUGAUAUAUUAUUAGAAAUAAUAAUAAUAAUUAAUAUUAUUAUAAUUAUAACGAAAAUAAAUCCAUUUACGAAUUAUGAAAGGAAAUAAAAUCCAGACUACAUAUAUUUAAUAUAUAUGUAAGAUUUUUAGUUAAUGUAAUUGUAUAUAAUAAUUAAAUAUGUCCAGUAAAAAAUUUAAAUUCUAUAAAAUCAUUACUUAGCUUAAAUAAUAAUCAUUUUUAUGAAUGAAUGAUUUUUAUAUUUUAAAGGGGAGUCGAAAAAUUUUUUUUAUUGACAAUGAAUUUGUGAUUUUUUAUUUUAAUUAACGAUAUCGAUUUAUAGUCGACUACCUGUCAUAAGCCUGGUCUAGGGGACGUAGGGAAAAUUUUUCUUGUAAUUUGAGUCUUCCCACUACCGUGAUUGUAGUUUUGAUCUCGACUACCCGUUAUAAGCCUGUUUUAUUUUAUAUCAUUUUAAACGUCAUAUUUACAUUUUGUUACAUACGCGACUAUCCCGAUUUUCCUGGUGCUUAUGGCGCUAAAAUAAAUACUUAUCUUUUUACACUAAUAAUAAUUUAAAUGCAAAAAAUUAUAAUGAUAACGGUAUUGAUUACAGUAAUAAUUAAAAUAAUAAUUUUAUUGAUCAACUUAAUGCUCAAUAAAACUUUUCAAUUGUAACAGAAGCUUUGGAUGUAAUUAAUGAUUACAAUUAUGAAUAAUAAAUUAUAUUUUACUUAAUAAUGAUUAAAUUAUUAUCCGCGAAACAUAGAUAGUAAAUUUUCAUCAUUAUUUUGGAUAUUUUUUCCUAUUGUUAGUUUAUAAUUCGGACAAUUUUAACGGAGGCUUAUAACGGGUUCUCUAGUACGAAACUCUUUAGAGUGGAUAAGUGGGGAAGCUGUUUGAACUCAGUAACUUCCGUUUGAGGGGAAAAGGCUUAUGACGAGUAGUCGACUGUAUUUAAAAAUGUUUUUUUUUUUAUUGCAUAACAAAUUCGUCAUCGUUAAUUUGUGUAUCUAUUGUAAAUAAUUGAACCAACUAAAUAGAUUUGCGUGGAUAACAGAUUGUACGAGUGGCAUCAAUUUAAUAUUAAUAAUAAAUAUAAUAAUAACAAUGAUGAUAAUGAUAACUAUGUUGGAAAAAAAUAUAUUGCAAGAAAUAAAUUAUUAAAAUGAAGAAAAAAAUUUGAAUUUCAAAAUAAUUUUUUUAUUUCAAUUUUCAAAUUAUCAAAAAAUACUUUGAAGAUAUUUAUUUAGAUAAAUAUGUAUUAUCUUUUUUCUUUUUAAUUGGAGUUGCAUAAAAAAUUUGAGUAACCAAAAUUGAAUCAAAAUUUUAAUAAUUUCUGAUAUAAAAAAAUUAUGACAAUAAAUAAUUGAAUUUUUAAAUUAAUGUUUUGAAAAAACGCUAAAUAUUAAUUAUUACUGUAGUUGUAUUAUAAAAAUUUAUAAUCAAUUUGAUUUCUUAUAUUUAUUGAAAGGAUUUCGCUUUAAGAAAAUUCUGAAUAAAAGUUUUUUUGGAAAUAAUUUUUUUUUUUAGUAAAGUAAUUUAAAUCCAAUAGUUUUUUUAAUUUUCUACAUGUGUAUUUUUUUUUUUUUAUUUUUAAUUCUCUGUUAACUUCAGGAUCAUCUUGUCAUCAUAUCCUGAUGAUCGAUUACGAAAACACGGUUUCGAUAAAAUUUUUCUUUAAAUUUAAGUCAGAUCACGUAUUAAAUGACGCGUACUUAACUUUAAACCUUUAUAACGUCAAAUUUUUUAUGACUCUGUUCACGUACUUGUUAUUACAAGAUUACAAAAUAAUACCGGGAAGAAAUGAUUUUUUGAUCUUUAGAUAAAGGGAUAUCCUUUUACAUCAUCUUCACUUUUUUUUAUUUUAUCAAAUUUUCUGAUUUAAAAAAAAAAAAAAAUUAUUUUAUAAAUUCAAAUUUUAAUAAAAAAAUUAUCGAUUAUUAAUGUGCCCGAUUAAAAAAAGUAUGCUAUCAUAUCUAAAUGUGCUUGAAAAUAAUUAUAAAAAAAUGAAUAAAACCAUAAACACGGAGGAUUUUUUACUCGUUAAACAAAUACUGAAUGUAGAAUCGUAAAAAAAAAAAAAAAAAUAAAAAAAAUUGAAAUAAUAUAAAUAAUAAAAAAAUUAAAGGAACAAUUUGUAAGUAUUGUGAAAAGACAUAAUAAGAUACGUAGAAAAAUUAUAAUUAAUAAUUUUAAUUAUUACGUAAAAUAAAUAACAAUCUAUAAUUAAGCUGACUUUCUAAUUAAAAAAAUUUUUUUGCAAAAGGAACGCGUGGGAGUAUAAAUAUAGUCACAAGGGGGUUAUAAAUAUGAAAAUAAUGAACGUAUAAAAUAAUAAAGUAAAAAAUAUAUAAUGUAAUAUUAUCAUGAAAUUGAUCAUAAAUACAUGAGACUAUUAAUUAAUAUAAUAAUUAAAUGGUUAAUUAAUCUGCCAAUUUUCACGUUUUUCAUUAUUCACCAAAAUUAUUUUACUUUUUUUUUUCAAAUUUUUUAUAUAAUUACUCUGAUAAAAAAAUAUUUAAUCACUUUACCAAAUAUUUAAUUGGCUAUACGUUAAAUUAUUAUUAGGUCAUACUUUAGAUAGCUCUGAUUAAAAACUCAGAUUGAAUUUCCUAUCAAAAAAAUCUAUGGAUUUAUGUUAGAAUCCAUGUCGAAAAUCAUGGGUGCCUGAAAUUACAUAUGGAAAAUUCACACAGGAAACUAUGGGUAACCGGAUUCUCGUAUGAAAAAUCCACAUAGGAAACUUACACACGGAAAAAAAAAUAGGUGCUGCAACAGGACGCAAUCUCGUGGCAGCAACAGGACUUUUCCUGUGGAAUCAAUAGGAUAAGGAACAAAUUUAAUGUACCAAUUUUUUUUUUUCAGUAUAAUAAAAAUUCAAAAUUGAAAAAAUGAUUCAAAUUUUAAACGAAAAUUUCAAUUUUUAAAUUAAAAUUUUUUUUCGAAGUUAAUUUUUUUUUCAAAAUUUGAAUCUUUUUUUUAAUUUUGAAUUUUUAUUAUACUGAAAAAAAAAUUGGAACAUUAAACUUGUUCCUUAUCCUAGUGAUUUCACAAGAAAAAUCCUGUUGCAGCCCCUAUUUAUUUAUUUUCGUGCAGGUAUCUGGAUUCCCAUAAAGGAACGAUGCUUUUUAUGGUAUUUGUAUCAAUAACGUGUCGCUUUCUGUUAAUUUUCUUAACUCCUAAUUCAUACAAAAAUUCUCAUAUGGACUUUGACAUGGUGUGGAUUUCCAUAGGAACCCAUGUGAAAAUCUAUAUCGCGAUCUAUGCGGGAUUCUUAUAAGAAACCAUAUGGAAAUCCAUCCAAAAACACCACGUGGGUAUACAUUACCCUAACCUCCAAAUCAUAUAGUCGUGUGUAGCAAGUGUACGCUGUGGGUAAGUGUGCGCAAACCCAUUAAUUUUGGACUGAAAUGCAUGGGUUUGCGUACUUUUAUUCACUGCGCACACUUGUCCCACAUGAAUUUACGUUUUAUUAGACUUCUAUAAUCAGCUUCCUUAAUUAUUUUGAUGUUUUUUCACAAAGUUUGGUUCUCUAUUUAAAUUUCGUUGAAUGAAAUUUCAAAAACUUUUAUGAAAACAUAAAAGUCAUAUAUUUAAAUAUUAUUUUCAUUUUUUAUGUUUCGUAAAGUGAUUAAAUUUCUUUUUUUUAUAAAUUUAGUACGCUACAAAAAAAUCUGAUUUUUUUUUAAUUAAUUGACGUCGUUAGAAAAAUAUAAAAAAAUUAAUUGUUUAAACAAUAAUUGAAUAUGUAAAAGUAUAAAAACGUGAAUUGGCUACAAUGCUUGAAAAACAUAAAAUAUUGCAUAUCCUAUUGAAAAGUAGAUCUUUGAUAUAUAAAUAUAAAUAAAAAUUGCAACACUCAGUAGAUGCGAUAAAUUAAAUAAGAAGUGAUUGAAAAA